This is a messenger RNA of Callithrix jacchus (white-tufted-ear marmoset), 1604 nucleotides long. The record is from RefSeq and is a predicted model, not a curated record. Lineage: Eukaryota; Metazoa; Chordata; Mammalia; Primates; Cebidae.
AUGACCUCAUUCUUCCUGAAUGCCGGACAAGAAAGAGCUUGGGACCCACUGAGUGCGCUAGACCGGCCGGAGGACGGAUACAGGGCCCGGAGACUGGCAGAAAUUGCCCGCAAGAGAAGCUUUAGGCGGCCGAAGGCCUCCGCCAUAGCAGGACUUGGGAAGCACCGCCCCCAGCGCACCUCCCCACACCCGGCUAACCAGCGAACCUCUGCUUUCGACACCCUCUAUCCCCAGCAGAGGCAGCGAAGACAAGGCCGGGAGGCACCCGGCUGGGCUGCGCACCAGGCCCAGGCCAGCCCCUCGGGACCGCGCGGGCCGCCCGAAUCCGCUCCCCCGUCGGGCCCGAAUCUGCUCGGCCGUGAGCACCUCGUAGCGGUAAUCCUCCUCCUGCUCGUGCCCCGGCCCGCCGCCGCCACCACCACCGCCGCCGCCGCCGCCACCGCCGGGCCCCAGAGCGCUGCCGCCGCCACCGCCCGUCUCCCCGCACAGCAGUCCGUCCCGCUCCCCGCCGACGCCCAACCCGGGCUCCACCAGCUCCACCUCGCCCAGAUCCAGGUUAUCGUCGUCCGGCUCGUCGUCUUCUUCGUCCUCCUCCUCCUCGGCGCCGCUGUCCUCCUCACUGCACUCCUCGUCCUCGUCGAACUCGUAGUUGUAGCCCUCGUCCGAGUCCAUGGCGCGACGCGCGGACGCCCGGCGGACGCUGGCCGAGGCGGGGAGAGGGCGGGGACGCCGAGGCCCCGGCUCUCGCUCCGGCUCCGGCUAAUGUCCGGACGCAGGCCUGGCUCCGGCCCUGCGGGCCGCGGCUCCUCUCCAGGAGCGGCGGCUGGCGGCUGGUGGCGGCAGGGAGGGCGCGGAGGAGGGAGGGAGGGAGCGAGGGGGCCGCUUGCUGCCCGCCUCAGUCAGUCGUGGCUCCGCUCCGGCCUCCGAGAGAAAACAGUCCCCAGCGCCACCUCCACGGCCGCUGCUAUCGCUACUGAGCCAACAAAGGGGCGUGCGUCACCGCGUCGCGCUGCGCCGUCGCGUCACUCUUUUUUGCGUCACUGCGCCCCGCCCCGCCGCCCCUGCGUGGAGCGCGAGGAGACCCCACGGUCCGGCCUCCCUGGGCCUUGGACCGGAGCAGAGCUGCGCGGGAAUUGCCUUCCCGAUUUUAUAGAGCUGGCCAGGUGUGGUGGCUCAUGCCUGUAAUCCCAGCACUGGGAAGCCAAGGUGAGUGGAUCACCUGAGGUCAGGAAUUCGAGACCAGCCUGACCAACAUGGAGAAACCCCGACCAGCCUGACCAACAUGGAGAAACCCCGACCAGCCUGACCAACAUGGAGAAACCCCGACCAGCCUGAUCAACAUGGAGAAACCCCGUCUCUACUAAAGACAUACAACAUUAGCUGGAGACACUCUACAGCAAGAAGAUUCAAUGACUUUUAAUACAUUUACAGAGUUGUACAGCUAUCACAUUCCAGUUAAAAUGAUCCUUCUUUUCUUGCUUACCUAUAUUCUGCUUCCAUGCUAGGUAUGUAUAACUGGUCAUUUUAAAAGUUAAAUUCCCCCUUCUCCAAAAAAGUACUGACUUCUCCAAAAAAGAAAAAAAAAAGAGGCAAAAUAUAAAAUG